Arabidopsis arenosa is the source of this 1503-nucleotide messenger RNA. The record is from the annotation of a GenBank genome assembly. Lineage: Eukaryota; Viridiplantae; Streptophyta; Magnoliopsida; Brassicales; Brassicaceae.
GAUGCAUUUCUCCAUAUCUCUUUAGCCGAUAGAAGAAAUUUUGCAGAGAAAGCGUCAAUGAAGGUCCAACGGUCAACUUUUUUCGCGGUGACCGGAAAAUCAAAUCUUCAUCACUUUCACUCGUCUUCUCAGGGAAUCACCAUUUCCGAGCUUGAUUCACGACAGUUUUUGUCUAAAUUACUUGAGAGAAAAUGGGGAUUACAUAGUCCUGCAUCUCCAAUUCAGCAGAUUAGUGUUUCUUCUGCUAAAGGAAUCGAUAAAUUCUCCUUUUUGAACAACACUUGUCCACAUCUCGGAGAUGAAAUGUCGAAGUCGAAGCAAGAUUCGUCUUUUUACAUUCUUAGAGAUGAUCUUUUACAUCCUCUUGUGAAUGGUAACAAAGCUAGAAAGCUUGAUGCUUUGUUACCACUUCUUGAAGAUUAUAAAGUGACUGACUUGGUUACAUGUGGAGGUUGUCAAAGUGCACAUACAGCUGCAGUUGCUGUUUCUUGUGCUGAGAGAGGUCUAAGAUCACAUUUGCUACUGCGUGGAGAACAACCCGAGGUUUUGACUGGUUAUAACCUUGUUUCAACUAUGUAUGGAAAUGUUCAGUAUAUUCCAAGAUCGAGGUAUGCGAAUAGAGAGGAAAUGUUGAGAUCUCAUGCUGCUAUGGUCGCUGGGGAAGAUGGUUCUGUCUUAUGGGCUAAAGACAUUGUUGAGGGGCUUGAGGUUAUGGAUCAUUUUUCGAGUUCCAAAGCUUCUCGUAGAAAGGUUUUGAUCGUUAAUGAAGGCGCUGGAGAUGCUCUUGCAUUACUUGGUAUGUUUCGGUUAGUGCAGUAUUUAUCACAAGAUCAUUUACUCGGGAAGAAGAGGCCGGUUAAAUUUGUAGUUGAUGCUGGUACUGGAACAACUGCUGUGGGCUUAGGAGUUGCAGCUAUGUCUUUAGGGCUUCCAUGGGAGAUCAAUGCAGUGAUGCUAGCUGAUACAUUCGAAAAUUACAAAAGACAUGAAGAUCGCUUGAUAGCAGAACUUACAAGGCAGUUUCCUACCUCGGUCUUCUGCAGCAGCUUGGAUAUGAAUCAAAUGAUCAAAUGGGUAGAUCGUCAACACCCGAGAAAAUUUGGGAAGGUCUUGGAAGGAGAAGUGCAAAUGUGUCGGAAAAUUGCACAGGAGACGGGAGUUUUAGUGGAUCCAAUGUAUACUUUAGCUGCUUGGGAGACAGCAACAGAGCUAGUGCUCGACGAGAAAUCGAGCAUUGUAGUGAUGCUUCACACUGGAGGCACUCUAGGGAUGUUUGGUCUUGCUCAAAGAUACAAAUCUUGCUUCACUAACUUGAAAGAUUUUGAUACAAUUUCCAAGACUUAGAGCCAGAAAUCUAAAGAUGGUUAGAUUUGUAAUUUGUAACUUCAAUUUCGGUUCGGUUAUAUUGAAAUUUUGUUCGCUCAGUGUUUGGUUUGGUUUUGUAUGUACGGUUCCCGAAAAGAAUCAUACUUGUAGAACAAAUAAGAAAAUUUAAAUACGUUU